Messenger RNA from Xyrauchen texanus (razorback sucker), 2637 nucleotides. RefSeq names its product adhesion G-protein coupled receptor G5-like. The record is from RefSeq and is a predicted model, not a curated record. NCBI's taxonomy places the organism in Eukaryota, Metazoa, Chordata, Actinopteri, Cypriniformes, Catostomidae. Gene Ontology annotation, molecular function: G protein-coupled receptor activity. The transcript is spliced from 13 exons. Gene Ontology annotation, biological process: adenylate cyclase-activating G protein-coupled receptor signaling pathway; cell surface receptor signaling pathway. The coding region runs from base 1 to 1938 and encodes 645 amino acids. Gene Ontology annotation, cellular component: membrane.
AUGAAGCAGAAUACAAAGACUGUAAGAAUGUUCAUAAUCAGUUGUUUUCUGCUCAUUUUGGGUCAAGCGACAGAGAAUGACAGUGACUUUCAGACAUGUGGAACAUGGCGCCAUGGCAAUGUAUCCCGAAAUCUGAAAUAUAAUUUGAAAAUAGGCUGUAAGGAAAUCAUGAUUUCAGCAAACAACAACACGCUCUCUAUUCAGGGCAGUAUAACCGCAAAGUGCACACAGUCUGGAUCCAUUCUUCUAGAUUCGAGCCCUCAAAAGAAUCAAAGUAAUUUCUGUGUAUUCUGGGAGCCACUCUUGGACCUGCUGAAAGUGGAGGUGAAUGGAAAGGACCAUACUCUGUGUGACUCAAGUGGCCUUCACAAAAACUGCUGCACUGACCUCUCACUAGGGUCCCAGAAAAAUGCCAGUCUGUAUGGUAUUGUAAAUGGCAGCAUCAAAGGUGAUAUCAUCCAGCACAAUAUCAUGGAAGAAUAUGUAUUUCAUGGGGCUUCAAUCAACUGCAAGAAGAAGAUCUGUGAUGAGGCACGCCAGCAUGGCAUGAUAGAGGAAGUGGUGAUGAAAUCCAAUGCAAAAGGUCUUGUGAAUCUACCUUGUGCCCAGAGCACUGUCAUCGAAAUGGAAGAGGGCUUCACUGGACUCAAUUUGACUCUGCCUGCCCCCCGAAGUGUGCCAGCAAAUACAAUACCAUCAGUUUAUCUUCCCUCCUGCCUGAAAUCAGCAUCAAGGAAAAAAUCCAAAGUGGUUUGUACAUACUACAGGAACAGUGCGUCACUGAAAUUAUUUCAGAGGGAAUCAACUGAUUCAACUCUUCUUGAUGACGUAGUUGGAAUCUCUGUGGAGAACGAGAUAAUCACCAACCUCCCAGAACCUGUCAGAAUCAGGUUCCAUCACUCUACCUUGCCAGUUAAUCAUCCUAGAAGAUGUGUUUCAUUGGAUACAAGAAAAGACAAAGUGAUGUGGAGGUUAGAGGGUUGUCAAACUGUUUACAUCAAUGCAGAAGAGACAGAGUGCAGUUGUAAUAAACUUACCGGUACAUACUUCUUUAUUCUUGUGCAAGUGGAACAGAGGGCUUCAGUUCACCAUUUAGAGGCUCUGACGUACAUUAUCGCUGUGGGCUGUGCUGUUUCCUUAGUGAGCUGCUUGGUUCUCUUCUACUUACUUUGUAAACGAAGAGGAGGGCAAAACCAGUCCUCAUUGGUGGAUUGUGGUCUGGUGGUGGCAAUAUUUCUUCAGUGUCUGUUCAUCCUUACCGGUACACUUGCAAAUGUGGGAAAUUACACCUUUUGUAAAAUAACGGGGGCUCUUCUGCAUUAUGCGCUACUUAGUACUCUCUGCUGGAUGACUGUAAAAGUGUUUCACACAUUCUUGUUAUUCUGCUGUGUACUCAGUUCAACUCUCCCACCAUGGGUCUUUUACUUGGCAGGCUUUGGUGUUCCAGCCAUAUUAGUUUGUAGACUGCUCUUUAUAGGUGAUAUUUAUGGCUUAAGGAAUAUUGUGCCCAGUGAUGAAAUGACUAGUCUUUACCGCAUGUGCUGGAUGUUGUACAAUGAAAAGAGCAGAUUGGCUCAUUACAUUAUUAAUUUAGGCUUACUGGCUGUUGUAGUGAGCUCCGGUGUGGUCAUGCUUUUCUAUGUGGUGAUAAAGUUUCGGAACCGAUCAGAUUGGAAGAACCACCGUGUAGCUUUUCUCAGUAUCUGGGGCCUCAUCUGUCUGUUUGGCACAACAUGGGUCCUGGGUUUCCUCGACAGCUGCCCUCUCUCAAAGGCCACCCUCUUCCUCUUCUUAAUUAUCAUUUCCUUACAAGGAGUUUUUCUCAUGCUGCGAUACUGUGCUCUUGAACGGAUGACAAAGAGACAUGAAUUCAGUUCAGAUGGGGGCAGUACAGGAUCUGUUAUGUUACAUACAUUACAGGCUCAUGAAAAGAGAUGAAAUUCUACAAAUUAGAUUUGUAGCAGAGCUUAUAGUAUAGAAUACAGUUUUGCAGAAUUAUUGUUUUAAUAAAAAUGUGUUAUUAGGUGGUUGUGCUUAUGUAUGUUCUUAGCUGAGUUUUUAUGACAUAUGUAAACACAUGCCAAAAUAUGUCUUGAAGAAACACUCACUGAGCACUUUAUAAGAAACAAUAGGGCCCUAAUAAAGUGGUCUUCUGCUGUUGUCACCCAUCUGCCUCAAGAUUCGAUGUGUUGUGCAUUCUGAGAUACUAUUUUGCUCACUACAAUUGUACAGAGUGAUUAUCUGAAUUACUGUAGCCUUUGUCAGCUCGAACCAGUCUGGCCAUUCUCCGAUGACCUCUCUCACCAACAAGGCUUUUCUGUCUGCAGAACUGCUACUCACUGGAUGUUUCUUGUUUUUGGCACCAUUCUGAGUAAACUCUAGAGACUGUUGUGUGUGAAAAUUCCAGGAGAUCAGCAGUUACAGAAAUACUCAAACCAGCCCGUCUGUCACUAUCUAUCAUGCCACUGUUAAAAUCACUGAGAUCAUAUUUUAUUAUCAAAUAUCUAUAUUAUAUAUCCUCAUUCUCAUUGUUGAUGUGAACAUCCUGACCCAUAUCUGCAUGAUUUUAUACAUUUCACUGCUGCCACAUGAUUGGCUGAUUAGAUAAUCACAUGAAUGAAUAGGUGUACAAGUGUU